AUGGCGGCCUUCGUGUUCCGUGUUCUCUGGCCGCUGCUUGCCUGCUGGACGGGCGCUGUGAGCUCUGGGUCCAUCUCUUCGGAGCUGGCUCUCAGAAAAGCGCUUUUGCAAAGGGCCCGAGGUGCUCACCGAUCCAGCUCGGUUCCCCUGCUGUCGUCGCCCAGUUUCGGAUUAAAAAACUCUGGAUUCCACCCUAACGGAUACCCGCUGUACAUGAUGCAGCUGUACCGAACCCUAACUGCUGCAGAGCACGUCAGGGUGACAGCUGUCAGCGCCACCGGAAGCACAGGCCACGACAACCCGGCGCUGCACGAGGCUGACUCCGUCCUCAGUCUCAUAGCGAAAAGCUGUUUCCAGGAGGGGGAGCGAUGGUCCAUCACCUUCGACAUGUCGGCCAUCUCGUCCCAGGACAGCGUGCGGCUCUCGGAGCUCCGCAUGCACGUGCCCGAGUUUUCGGCGGCGGGACGAGUGACCGUGGACGUGUUCCACUCCCCGGGGCGGGGCCAGGAACACCGCUUCCUGCUGGGCAGCUUCAGCGCUGCCCCCUCCAGCACAGAGCCCUCCUGGAAGGUGUUCAACAUGACCGGGGCCGUCAGGGCGUGGCGGGAGGGGGGGGCAGUGACCGCCCGGGGCCCCCCAUCACAGGGCAGGAGGGUGCCGCACCCCACGGCGAAUCGCGUGAUGAUGGUGGUGUUCUCCAAACAGCACGUGCCCCUGGAAGGGCCUCGGCCCCCCACCCUGAUCCGGGCGGUGGAACACUCCAAGUACGUGACCCAGGAGCGGCCCCCAGGCCGGGAGCCUGCCCGACGCAGGCACAGGAGGGACCACGGCAGCAGGGGGGGCGUCCGGGCAGCAGGGGGCGCCGUGGCCAGCCCCAACGCCACUGAGCGCGCUCAGAACACGCUCUGCCGCAGAGUGGACAUGUGGGUGGACUUCGACCGGAUCGGCUGGGACCGGUGGAUCGUCUACCCCAAGCGCUACAACGCCUUCCGCUGCCAGGGGGAUUGUCCCAGCCCUGUGGAUGAGAACUUCAAACCCACCAACCAUGCCUACAUGCAGAGCCUGCUGCGGCUGCACCACCCGGCCAGAGUGCCGUGCCCCUCCUGCGUGCCCACGCGUCUGAGCCCUCUCUCCAUGCUGUACUACGAGAACGGAGAGGUGGUGAUGCGUCACCACGAGGACAUGGUGGUGGAAGAGUGUGGGUGCCACUGA
This is a messenger RNA of Conger conger (European conger), 1212 nucleotides long. RefSeq names its product nodal homolog. The transcript has 3 exons. The record is from RefSeq and is a predicted model, not a curated record. Gene Ontology annotation, cellular component: extracellular region. Gene Ontology annotation, molecular function: cytokine activity; growth factor activity; type I activin receptor binding. Lineage: Eukaryota; Metazoa; Chordata; Actinopteri; Anguilliformes; Congridae. The coding region runs from base 1 to 1212 and encodes 403 amino acids. Gene Ontology annotation, biological process: BMP signaling pathway; SMAD protein signal transduction.